AUGACUAUCCACGCCCUGGGCCAAGAGCUCGUCUUUUACGGCACCUCAUACGUACAGGGCGAGGCUUCAGGUCAACUUAUUGCAAGUGACGUGGAGCUAAGCUUCUGGGGCGGUGUAAGUCCUCAUACCAGCGAAAUUAUUGAUCGACAUCACCCAUUGAGCGGGCAUCAUCUUCAUGGCUCUGUACUUGCCAUUCCGGGUGGCCGUGGCUCAUGUACUGGGAGCACUGUAAUGCUCGAGAUUCUUCUCUCCGGCAAGGCACCCUCGGCACUGGUGUUUGAGCGGAGGGAAGAUAUUCUAACCCUGGGGGUGAUUGUCGCGGAGGAGAUCUUUGGAAAAUCCAUUCCUGUUGUGACGCUCGAUCCAAAAGAUUUCCGAGAGCUGCUCAGACACAAUGGACGACAUAUUCACAUUGAAAAUGAUCAAGUUUCAACGAGACAUAUGUUUCCUUCGAAAAGCAAGUUUCCACCAAGUACUCAAAUAACGAAUAUUCUGGCGAACGAAAUCGAUCUCACAGAUUUUGACAAAGCCCUUCUCGAUGGUGCUCAUGGCGACGCCGCCCGUGCAGCAAUGCGAAUAGUCGUGCGGCUAGCAAUUGUUCUUGGGGCAACGGAAUUAAUGGAUGUUACACAGGUCCAUGUAGAUGGGUGCAUCUACACGGGACCAGGUUCACUUGCCUUUGCAGAGAAUUUACGGGAUCGCGGAGGCAAAGUGCGUGUUCCUACCUCGCUCAAUUCAAUUUCCGUUGAUAAGAAUCUUCGCCGUGUCCAAGGUGUCAGCGAAGAAUUCAGUACCGCAGCCGGGAAGUUGGCAGACGCCUACACUGAUAUGGGGGCGAGGCCAACCUUUACCUGUGCACCAUACCAACUCGAGACAGCGCCUAAACUUGGAGAACAAGUGGCUUGGGCCGAAUCAAAUGCGGUUGUUUAUGCGAAUAGCGUACUGGGAGCCAGGACUAUGAAGUAUCCCGACUUCCUAGAUAUUUCGAUUGCAUUGACUGGUCGGGCGCCCAAGGGUGGACCUCAUGUUGAUAUUAACAGACUAGCCUCGGUUGUCGUGAAGGCUCCGAAUAUUCAAAAAACAGACAUCGACGACUCCUUCUAUCCUCUUCUCGGGUGUCAGGUGGGGAAAUUUUCCACAAGUCAAAUCCCGGUUGUGGUGGGACUUGAAUCAUUUGAACCGACACUGGAUGAUUUGAAAGCCUUUGGAGCCGCCUUUGCCACAAUAUCCAGUGCUCCAAUGUUUCAUAUAGUCGGUGUGACGCCCGAAGCACCCACUCUUGAUGCUACACUAAGCAAGGGCCUUGUUGUGCGCUCUGUGGAAAUCCACCUGGAUGAUAUGAUCAAAUGCUGGGAGUCUCUCAACGGUGCCUCGGAUCAAAUCGUUGACCUGGUGUCCCUUGGUAAUCCGCAUUUUUCUUUCGCAGAAAUUGAAAAAUUGGCCAGCCUCUGCCGAAACCAUAUCAAGGACAAGAAUGUCGCAGUCAUGGUAACAUGUGGCCGAACGACUUAUGCCUCAGCUUGCACAGCUGGGUUGGUUGAUGAACUCGAGGCAUUUGGUGUUCAGUUUAUCACAGAUACCUGCUGGUGCAUGAUCACCGAUCCAACCAUUCCUGGGUCACAAAAUGCGAUUAUGACGAACUCUGGGAAGUACGCCCAUUAUGGCCCCGGGCUCACUGGAAAGAGCUUUUACUUUGGAAGUCUUGCCAGGUGUGUCGAGGCUGCAUGUGGAGGUGGCUAUGUGAACAUCCGACCGCGGUGGUUGGAGCGAGGUAGAAUCUAG
Messenger RNA from Penicillium verhagenii, 1782 nucleotides. RefSeq lists its product as uncharacterized. The transcript has a single exon. The record is from RefSeq and is a predicted model, not a curated record. Bases 1 to 1782 code for a protein of 593 amino acids. Lineage: Eukaryota; Fungi; Ascomycota; Eurotiomycetes; Eurotiales; Aspergillaceae.